Molecule: messenger RNA, 1694 nt
Organism: Manduca sexta (tobacco hornworm)
Lineage: Eukaryota; Metazoa; Arthropoda; Insecta; Lepidoptera; Sphingidae
Product: KRR1 small subunit processome component homolog
Exons: 1
Coding region: 430-1467 (345 amino acids)
Cellular component (GO): nucleolus; small-subunit processome
Molecular function (GO): RNA binding
Source: RefSeq, a predicted model, not a curated record
GAGCUGUCAUUGCGUCUACACCUGUUGCUACCCAAAUUCUAAUUAUUUAAAAAUGUCGGUUUAUGUCCGUGUAUAAUAAACAGUGUCACCUAUCAUCGGAAACUUACAUUUUAGUUUUAUAGUAACUUUCUACAAAAUACUCAGUGGCUUAACAUUCACCGUUGACAAAAAUAAUAUAUUUCUUAGACAAAAAAAGUAUUAAUUUAUUGGUAUAUUCGAACAAACAUACAAGUUUAGAAAGUCGUGAAUAUUACGAUCACAUUACAUAGUACUGUACAAAUAUUAUUUUUCGAUAGUUUUAUAUGUGGCUUAAAGGGCUCGCACUCGGAGCCGUAUCAUCCAUUAAAAACAAAUAACAUGUGUCCACAAUUCAUGCGUUUGUUUUCAAUUUGUAAAUUAUUAAAAUUACGAUAAAUUAAAUAGACAACAAUGGAAGUUCCGGAAGAUAACGAUGAACAACAAAAUUCAGGUCCUGUUGAAAAUGCGUGGGCUAUGAAAAUACCGAAAUUUAAACCGGAAGAUAACCCACACGGCCUGCUAGAGGAAAGUAAAUUUGCGACGUUAUUUCCAAAAUAUCGAGAACAAUACUUAAAAGAAUGUUGGCCCCUCGUCCAAAAGGUACUAAAAGAACAUCAUAUUGUUGCCGAGUUAGAUCUUAUUGAAGGAAGCAUAACGGUGAAGACUACAAGAAAAACUUGGGACCCUUACAUUAUCAUUAAGGCCAGAGAUUUAAUGAAACUUCUGUCACGAAGUGUUCCAUUCGAACAGGCAGUGAGAGUGUUAGAAGACGAAAUAGGAUGUGAUAUUAUAAAGAUUAAUUCCUUUGUCCGUAAAAAGGAGACAUUUUUGAAACGGCGCCAACGUUUGAUUGGGCCAAAUGGUGUUACUCUGAAGUCAAUAGAACUGCUAACAGAAUGCUACGUACUUGUGCAAGGAAACACAGUGUCAGCAGUAGGACCCUAUAAAGGUCUUCUUCAAGUCAGACGAAUUGUUGAGGAUACAAUGAAAAAUAUACAUCCUAUGUAUAACAUUAAAAGCUUGAUGAUAAAACGAGAACUCAUGAAAGAUCCGAAAUUAAAAAAUGAGAGCUGGGAUAGGUUUUUGCCUAAAUUUAAAACCAAGAAUGUACCCCGCAAACAACCUAAAAAGAAAGUUAAGAAACCAUACACUCCAUUCCCUCCACCGCAACAAGAAAGUAAAGUUGAUAAAGAACUUGCAACCGGUGAGUACUUCCUCAAAAAUGAGCAGAAAAAGGCUAAACGGCGUCAUGAGAAGGAAGAGAAACAAGCACAAGCUAAACGAGCUCGUGAUGAACAGAGGCAGAAAGAUUUCAUACCUCCAGAAGAAAAACAGGCUGCACCUUCUACAUCAGAGGAAACUAGUAUUGAUAUUAAACAAUUAAAGGCAAAAAUGAAAAAGUUUUCAAAACAACACAAAAAUGUUAAAAAGAGUAAAACUGAUGGUUAAAAUAAGAUAAGCCAUUUUAUCUUGGAUUUUCAAAACAGGAUUUUAUUAUAAUAAAAUAAAAUAAUAAGAGUGUAUUGAUCAUCAUCAGGUAAGCAGUUGUAACAGCUAUAAAAAAUAAGUUUUAACAUAAAAGUUACUUCUUGCUUAAAUUUAAUAACACUUUUGGUUAAUAUUCAUAACAAAAGUGAAUUCAUGCUACGAAGGGUAAAUAAAAUGCCAUAAAAAUU